CUCUCUCUCUCGGCUGAAGCUAAACCACAACCUGCUCCAGACGACGCCCUAUCGCCCAUGACAUUCCCGAGUCCACCGCGCGCCUGUUUUGCACGAGACGAAGCCGUCGGGUUCACAUUAUAACGUCAGGCUGCGCGCGCGAGCUGCCAGCGGCGUCACCUCGGAGAUAACAAGAAAAAUAAAGGUGGAGGAGGAGAGAGGGGGGUGUUUGGGUAUUCUUAAAAAAUAAAUAAAUAAUAAAAACCCCUAGUUUGGAAGACGUCUGCAGCGGGAAGGAAAAGGGAUCUGCAACUGAGAUGGCUGAGGUGUCACAAGAGGAGAGACUUCAGGCCAUCGCUGAGAAAAGGAAGAAGCAGACAGAGAUCGAAAACAAAAGGAGGCAGCUUGAUGACGAUCGGCGGCAACUUCAGCAUCUUAAGUCAAAGUCACUGAGGGAGCGCUGGUUGUUAGAUGGAGCUCCAGCAGAAGAGGAGACACAGAGGCGUCUGCAAGAGGAUGAGAUGAAGACUAAGCUUCUGGAACAGGUCAUCCUCAGGCUGGAGCAAGAAAUUGAAGAAAUGGAGACAGGUGUGCCAGCUAAUAAAGGUGUGGCCAAAGAAAAUGGUGAGAACGGUGUAGUGCAGACCUCCGGCCAGACCCCUAAGAGAGAGGUAACGGGCAUUGAAGCCAAGCUGCUGGGUCCCAGUCCCGACCAGGCCAGCGCAGACAACCCCGUCACCCUGGUUUUCAUGGGCUACAAGAACCUGGAGGACGAGAAGGAGAGCCACGCGGCCCUGGGCAUGGAAGGCGUGGACGGCAACGUGAAGGCCGAGUUUGUCGUGAUCGAGGAUGGCGAGGGGAAGGCAGCAGAUGCGGCCACGGAUGAGCAGGCCCCGCCCAAUGGCAGCAUGGCGGAGAAAGAGAAGGCCAACGGGAGCGGAGAGGAGGGAGAGAAGGAGAAGAAACAGACCUGCAAAUGCUGCACGGUCAUGUGAGAUAUGUGUGUGUUUAUUUGUGUGUGUUUGUGUGUGUGUGAGACUGACCGUGUAUGGGUGAGUACACACCUGCAGCUUUGCAGAGCUGUGUGCCAUUGCAUGAGUUCAUAUUUGCAAACGUAUGUAGCUUUUGUGUUUGUGUGGAAGUGUGUGUCAGGACUGAUUUACAGCUACACAGUCAGCAUCCCAACAAUGAGAGCCAACACGAGUUUCAGCUCCAAGAACCACAAAGACUCAUAAGUACACUUACUCUAUAUACUUUCUCUGUAUUUGACUUAUGAUUUCUAUCGAUAUUUUUCUAUUUUUCUGUCUUGACCUUUAUAUUGUAGCCUUCUCAGUGUGUUUAUCCUUAUUAUGAGACUGUGUACUGUAUGUUUAUUGUUCUUAUUGUUUUAAAAAAGAAAAUGUAUUGGCUCUCUGGAUUGUACUGCAGCCCAACUGGGAAAAUUUCUGGAAAAAAAAUCCAAAACAUAAAACUAUGAAGGACACAGAUACUUAAAUCUAUAUAUUUCUCUGUGUAGGCCUACCAACUAUUUAUCAAUUUCAUAUUGCAAUAUUGUCUAAGAUAUUAUUUUGAAUAGUAUUUUAAUAUAUUGAUAUGAAAUUAUGUUUUAUACAAUGUAUUUAUUGCUUUGGUUCUCUGUGUCACCCACUCCAACAUCACCUGCAUGUUAGGCUUGUAAGUGCCACCAGAUAAACACUCAUUAACAAG
Girardinichthys multiradiatus is the source of this 1686-nucleotide messenger RNA. It is a transcript of the gene palm1b, whose product is annotated as paralemmin 1b. Gene Ontology annotation, cellular component: membrane. The record is from RefSeq and is a predicted model, not a curated record. NCBI's taxonomy places the organism in Eukaryota, Metazoa, Chordata, Actinopteri, Cyprinodontiformes, Goodeidae. Gene Ontology annotation, biological process: regulation of cell shape. The transcript has 6 exons. The coding region runs from base 297 to 974 and encodes 225 amino acids.